Messenger RNA from Chlamydomonas reinhardtii, 2855 nucleotides. RefSeq lists its product as uncharacterized. The record is from RefSeq and is a predicted model, not a curated record. The coding region runs from base 188 to 652 and encodes 154 amino acids. The transcript is spliced from 4 exons. Lineage: Eukaryota; Viridiplantae; Chlorophyta; Chlorophyceae; Chlamydomonadales; Chlamydomonadaceae.
CAUACUAAAGUGCUCAUUUACGCCCGACACUCUAAUGCGUGUUCAAGUUCAAAUUGCAUAGACGCACAUACUAUAGCUGGCAGUAGGUCAGCAUCGCUGCCUUUUACGCCUGUUUAAACACAUAUCGCCAAGCCUUUUUCGUGGAAGACAUAUGUAUUAAGCUCGAAUACUUAAAGAUUACGUCGAUAUGGCAGGGGCGUUGUGGAGCGUUCGCCAAAGCAUUUACCAGCGCCUGGAAUCGGGCUUCUGGGUUUUCGCCGCAUUUGCGGUUGCAGUGUUCGGAAAUGGUGAAAAGGAUCUCGUUACAGUAGCGCUCACCGACCAGCGAGUCAACCGACUGUCCCUGCUCCUUGGCAUCAUCAACAUCUUCUUCAACUGCCUCCUGUUUGCGUACGUGUUUGUGUGGCUCGGCUAUUUGGGGGGCCAAAGGGACCCCUUGGAGUCAGGGACGCUGGCGAUCCCUGCCGGCGCUGUCACAUUUAUGACCACUCUCAUCUCCAUGGUCGUGGCGCUGUGGCCCAUAUUUGGAGUUGUGGCCAUCGCCCAGGUGGUGGUCAUCACAUACGGUCUCAUCAGUGCGCUCAACUUCGUUCCUGGCUGGGGGCCUUUGAAAUCCACACGAGCAAUAGCUGGAGACGACAAGGAAGACUAGGAGAGGUAGGAGUGGCAAUAUCCGGCGCAGUAGCAAAUAUCAUACCCGGCAGUAAGGCUGGAGGUGGAGCUGGGGCACCAGCGCGCCGCAUACAUUGUAGCAGGUCACCGUGGAACUUGCAGAUGGAUGUUUCAGGCGAGCAACGCAGGGUAGCUGCUCACAUCAUGUCAGCACUCUGGGGGGGGUGCUGGGGGUUUGUUGCCUGGUGUGAUACACGUGGGCGGCUGCUGCCCCUGGCUUAAGCGUCAUGGCAAAGAGCAAAUCAAUGCUGCCUGGUAUGUGUGCUGGUCUGCAAUCUGAGCCUAAUUAAAUAGUGCUCCCUGAAUGUGCCUGAUGCGUGUUGAGACUUGAUUCCAAAAGUCGUGCUUUUGUUAGGUAGGGCGGUCGACAGACCUUUGGCCUGACACGCCUUGGUUUACGUAGUGCUACAGACCGCGUUGGCUUGCCCCUUCCCCCGAAGCAUCGAGCGCCGCAUCUCGGGGGACGCAAAGGUCAUGAUACAGAUGACUGAAACGGUUAUCUGAUGCGCAGGACCCUUGAAAUCAUGUUAUGAAGGUGAUAUAACCUGUGUCGCAAUACCGUACUGCCAAUAAGUAUCCAUGUUCUGAAUUUUUGGGGAAGGGGUCUGCAAAUGGCUGGAAUACCGUACUGCCAAUAAGUAUCCGUGUUCUGAAUUUUCGGGGAAGGGGUCUGCUGUGGCAUCGCAACUGCUAGAUAGGCACCUGGUUUGGCUAUGUGCCUGUGGAAACCGACCCCGGCUAUGUCCGGGCGAUGAGGUUGUUCGGCCUCAGACUGUGGAGGGGCUCAGCCCCUUUUCCCGUGACCGGGGAACACUUGUCUAAUUUUCGGGGCGGACCCGCACACAUAUGGCAGUCGUGGCACAAAUUUUCGGGGAGACUGGCAGAUCCCAUGGGCAGCCCCCUACGCAUACCUAACCAUCCCAGCGCUUGACUGUACCAGUGCACGCUGCAUCUGACGUCUGUAACCUACCGGUACCGUAUGUCCUUUCUAGCGUGCAAGCAGCAGCUUAACCUGAACCUUACGUCCUAACCUGAGCCAGAUCGCUUGCAGCUGUUUACGGAACGGAACGCCGGUAUGGCAAUUCUGCACGGUCGUACCACCCCGUCCCGCCCCCGCGGGACCCCCGGCACCCCCGCCAAAAUUUCCUACUUUUCUACUGUGACACAAAUUUUCGGGGCUUGGGCUUAUCAAUGAUGAGCUAAAUUAUUUCGGUUCCAUAUUUCCGUGCUACAAAUGGCUCCACAGUUAGCCGCCCUGAAGGCUGAGCAUUUGCAGUAUGUGUGCGAUGCGGGUGUGUCGGGGGUGGGGGCUGCCCUGGCGGCGGGGGCCUUCGUGUGCACCUUGGCCCGCUUGUGGUCGCUGAAAUGGGAGAAUCAUCAUAAGGAAGCACUGUGGCGUGUGGCCGCCAACGCUUGCUGGGCGUUUCCACGGCAUGCUAGCGAGCGGGCGCGAGGCGUUGCUGUUGACCCGUGUUGGGCGUGUGGGUUCGGCAUGCAGGAUGGGGACCGGCGUCACUGGUUUUGGGACUGCACUGUUGCGCUGUCACUGCGGGAAAGUAUGGGGAUGGCUAUGGGUUUCCUGCCGGAGGAGGCUCUAAGUGCCUUCUCUCGUGAGGAGUUGUGGUUAGUGCGCCCGCCUGCGGGGCUUGCGCCACCUGUGUGGGAUGUGGUGUGUCUCGCUGCUAUGUCUGCCCUGGACUUUGGUCGGCAGCGUGUGGUUAUGGCCGGGUUGGCGGCGCGAGCGAAGCUGCCGUCGGCCCGGGUGCUGAGCAUUGGACUUGCCGUCGUAGCUGACUUCUGGGGUCGUCUCCAGACGUUUGUGACUUUGGGUAUCAGGCCAAAGGGUUGGGACGCUGUGCCGUUUGCGCAUCCUUUCAUAUCUCGGGCUGUUGGUGACGGCAUGGUUUUGCGCUUGCCGUAUGACGCUGAUUCCCCGCCUCCCUCGCCGUGAGAGGUUGUGCGUGGUUGGUGGCUUUGUGUGUGGGCAGGAUGCACGUGUGGGCGACCGUUCUAGUACCUGGACGCUUGCGCCCUGGUUAGUGCGUGCGCUGUGCGUGUGUCCUGCGGCCUAGACGUUUCCCGGCACUCCUGUGCCCAGGCUUGUGGCGUUGAGGCACAGCGGUGGGGCUCUGGCGGGUUGAGGCUUGGCUAGGCAGGGGGGGGUACGAACUAAACCUCCAGAC